AUUAUUUCCUCUAGAGCAGAUCUUUCAUCUCGACCACGAUUAUCGAUAUCUCGUGGACCAUACUUCACCCCAUUAAAAGAGGGCUCCGAAUUCUUCAAAACUGACCCGACUGGAAUCAAUCGUGGCCGCUUUCGAUAUACUCCUGCCGGAAUCAAUCCUCCUGGAUGCUAUCAGCCAUGCCACACCAUCGAGACUAAUCCUACCUCGUGUAGGAUUAGCUGGGAGGAUCGCAGUCCUUUUCUCCACGUCACGAAGGACGCCCUGGGGCUUCUUGGAACAAAGGGCUUUAGGAGCGCCCGUUGUAACGCGCCGAUUCGCGAAGGACGUUGGUUCAUGGAAGUGAAGAUUGUGCAUGGCGGGGGUGAACACAGCGUUGAUUCUGGCAGAGAGGGUAGCCAUGUUCGACUCGGUUGGGGAAGGAGGGAGGCACCGUUGAAUGGUCCUGUUGGCCUCGAUGGGUACAGCUAUGGAAUACGCGACAAGACUGGUGAGAAGGUCACAUUGUCCCGCCCACGUCCGUAUGGGCGUUCUUUCACCUCCGGAGAUGUCAUUGGCAUGUAUAUCUGCCUUCCUCCACGCCGGCGAGCGGACGCGAAAGACCCUCACGAUCCUGCUCACAUCAAACGCGAGCGUAUAGCCAUAGAUCUUAAGGGUCAGGAAGUCUUCGAGAUUCUUGAAUAUCCUCAGUCUAAAGAGAUGAUUGCCUUGAUGGAUUAUUCCGGAAAGUUAUCUAACACGACAUCUGUUCCUUCAAGUAGCACCAAAAAGUCCGCUACUACGAAGCCAGAGCGACCCACCGUCACCGUCCAUAAGACCGCUCCUGAAUUGCGGCCGCUUCCGGUCCUAUCGGACUCCAGAAUUGUCUUCUUCAUCAACGGUGAAUGCCAGGGCGCCGCCUUUCAAGACCUCUACGACUACCUUCAGCUUCGCGUUAUUGACCCAUCUCGGAAAGCCAAGGAGAAGAAGCGAGCACGGGAGGGUGUUAAAGAACACCGAGAAAACCCUUUUGAUGAUGGCUCACUAGGGUAUUAUCCAUUCAUAUCCUUAUUCAACAGUGCAUGCGUACGGAUAAAUCCAGGUCCUGAUUUCGAUUGUCCCCCACCACCGGACAUAGAUGCAUUAGUGAACGGCGUAACUCUGCACGAAGGCCAAGAAAGGACAUGGCGCCCAAUUUGCGAACGCUAUAGUGAAUAUAUGGCAGAACAGUGGGCUCUGGAUGAAAGGGAAGAAGAGGAAGGUAAAGUCGAGCUCUUGAAGCUCGCAGAGCAGGAGAGAGAGGACGCUGAGAAGAAAGCGCAGAAAUUACGGAAACGUCAACAGGCAGAGGCUCGCAAGCGUGCGAAGCAAGCG
Guyanagaster necrorhizus is the source of this 1350-nucleotide messenger RNA. RefSeq lists its product as uncharacterized. Gene Ontology annotation, cellular component: Set1C/COMPASS complex. The transcript has a single exon. The annotation marks the transcript as partial. The record is from RefSeq and is a predicted model, not a curated record. Gene Ontology annotation, molecular function: protein binding; transcription cis-regulatory region binding. NCBI's taxonomy places the organism in Eukaryota, Fungi, Basidiomycota, Agaricomycetes, Agaricales, Physalacriaceae.